GCCGGCAGAAGCAGCAGCAGGAACAGCAGCAGGAGCAGCAGCAACAGGAGCAGUAGCAGGAACAGGAGACGAGAGGAGUCAGUAGUUGCAGGAGCAGCAGGAACAGCAGCAGGAGCAACAGCAGCAGGAGCGAGGCACCAUGAUCAUUUUCUCGCACCUCAUCGCCUACUACUUCACGGAGCAGUUUGACGAUGUGGGGAAGAAGGUGGACAAGUGUCUGUAUGAGAUGAAGCUGAGCGACGAGCGCCUGCGCGCCAUCAUGGAGCAGAUGAAGCUAGAGAUGGAGCGCGGCCUCGACAAGGAGGCGCGCUCACGCGCACCCGUCAAGAUGCUGCCCACGUUCGUGCGCUCCACCCCCGACGGAUCCGAGAAGGGAGACUUCCUGGCGCUGGAUCUGGGCGGCUCGAGCUUCCGCAUCCUGCGCGUGCGCGUCGAGACGCAGACGAUCGACAUGGAGGACGAGGUGUACGAGGUCCCCGACACCGUCAUCCGGGGCACCGGUCCCCAGCUGUUUGACCACGUGGCAGCGUGUCUGAGCUCAUUCAUGGAAAAGCUGAAGAUUAAGGACAAGAAGCUCCCUCUGGGCUUCACCUUCUCGUUCCCCUGCCGCCACAACGUCAACGGCGAGAGCGUGCUCCUGCGCUGGACAAAGCGGUUCCACGUGAGCGGAGUGGAGGGGCAGAACGUGGUGAAGAUGCUGCGCGAUGCCAUCCAGCGCCGCGGGGAUUUUGAGAUCGACAUUGUGGCAGUGGUGAACGACACGGUGGGCACCAUGAUGACGUGCGGCUACGACGACCACCGCUGUGAGAUCGGCCUCAUCGUGGGCACGGGCAGCAACUGCUGCUACAUGGAGGACCUUCGCAACAUCGAGCAGGUGGAGGGGGACGAGGGCCGCAUGUGCAUCAACAUGGAGUGGGGUGCCUUCGGGGACGACGGCUCCCUAGACGACAUCCGCACUGAGUACGACCUGGAGGUGGAUGCCGGGUCGCUCAACCCCGGGCAGCAGAUCUUUGAGAAGAUGAUCAGCGGGCUGUACCUGGGGGAGCUGGUGCGCCUCAUCCUCGUUAAGAUGACCACGCAGGCGCUGCUCUUCAAUGGCAAAGCGACGCCAGAGUUGCUGACGCGUGGCCACUUCCAGACGCAGUUUAUCACCGCCAUUGACACGCGCAACAAGGAGGGUGUGCUGAAGGCGCGGGAGCUGCUCUCGGACCACUUUUCGCUGCACCCGUCAGAGGAGGACUGCGCAGCGCUGCAGCAGAUCUGCGCCAUCGUGAGCACGCGCUCCGCCUACCUGGUGGCGGCCGCGCUCGGCGCUGUCGUUUCGCGCCUGCGCCUCAAUAAGGCUGUGAAGAAGCUGCAGACGACGGUCGGCGUGGACGGCACCGUCUACAAGACGCACCCCCAGUACAGCAAGCGUCUGCAGCUGAUGAUGCGCCGCCUGGCCCCGGAGAGCCGCGUGCAGUUCCUGCUGUCUGAGUGCGGCAGCAGCAAAGGCUCGGCGAUGGUGACGGCCGUGGCGUACCGCCUGGCCGAGCAGCGCAAGCUCAUCGACGCUACGCUGGCGCCGCUCAAGCUGUCGCUCACGCAGCUGCUGGACGUGAAGCGGCGCAUGCGGCAGGAGAUGGACCGGGGACUGGCGCGCGACUCGCACGCCACGGCUAGCGUCAAGAUGCUGCCCUCCUAUGUGCGCUCCACGCCCGACGGCAGCGAGAACGGAGACUUCCUGUCGCUGGACCUGGGCGGCACGAACUUCCGCGUACUGCUUGUCAAGAUCCGCAGCAGCAAGAAGCGAAGCGUGGAGAUGCACAACAAGAUCUACCCCAUCCCUGCGGAGAUCAUGCAGGGCAGCGCCGAGGACCUGUUUGACCACAUCGUGGGCUGCAUCUCCGACUUCCUGGACUACAUGGGCAUGGCCGGGUGGCGCCUCCCCCUUGGCUUCACCUUCUCCUUCCCAUGCCGGCAGACGAGCCUCGACGUGGGGUUCCUGGUAAACUGGACCAAGGGCUUCAAGGCCUCAGGCUGUGAGGGCAAGGACGUGGUGAUGCUGCUCCGGGAGGCGAUCCAGCGCAGAAACGAGUUCGAGCUGGACGUGGUCGCGGUGGUGAACGACACGGUGGGAACCAUGAUGACGUGCGCCUACGAGGACCCCAAGUGCGAGAUCGGACUCAUCGUCGGCACGGGCAGCAACUGCUGCUACAUGGAGGAGAUGCGGAACGUGGAGCUGGUGGAGGGCGACUCGGGCCGCAUGUGCAUCAACAUGGAGUGGGGCGCCUUCGGGGACUCGGGCGUCAUCGACGACAUCCGCACCGAGUACGACCAGCUGGUGGACGCCGGGUCGCUCAACCCCGGCAAGCAGAGGUUUGAGAAGCUCAUGAGUGGGAUGUACCUGGGCGAGAUCGUGAGGAACAUCCUCAUGGACUUCACCAAGCACGGCCUCCUUUUCCGCGGAAAGAUCUCCGAGCGUCUCAAAACCCGCGGCAUCUUCGAGACGAGGUUCCUCUCCCAAAUCGAGAGUGACCGGCUGGCCUUGCUGCAGGUGAGGAACAUCCUGCACGAGCUGGGCCUGGAGAGCACGUGUGAUGACAGCAUCAUCGUCAAGGAGGUGUGCGGCGUGGUGUCUCGCCGUGCCGCCCAGAUGUGCGGUGCCGGUAUGGCAGCCAUCGUGGACAAGAUCCGUGAGAAUCGCGGCCUGGAGCACCUCAAGGUCACGGUUGGGGUGGACGGCAGCAUGUACAAGCUGCAUCCACACUUUGCGCGCUUCCUGCACGACACGGUGAAGCAGCUCUCCCCCAAAUGCGAAGUCAAGUUCCUGCAGUCGGAGGACGGCAGCGGCAAGGGGGCGGCGCUCAUCACCGCUGUGGCGUGCCGCUUCCGCAACACCUCCGAGUCCUAGCCGCCCGGCACCACCACCUCGCACACCAAGCCUGCUCGGCACCACACCACCACACGCUGCCACCGGCACCACCGCGACCAAACACACCCCACCACCGCUUGGCACCACCACCACACACAAUGCCACCACACAAACCGCCACCACACCACGACCAUCACUGCACAUACCGCCGUCGUGUGCCGCUGCUUGGAGUCUUAGCCAUUCCACCACGGAUAACCACUUCUACCACCCCACCACCACCAUGGGGCACACACUGUCAUGGCAGACACAACCUCGGACAACCACUACCACCACACAAAACAACGGACAACCACUACCUAGACCACCACACACCAACACGGAUAACCACUACCGCCACAACCACAACACACAACCACGGACAGCCACUACCUCCACCACCACACACUAACACGAACAACCACUACCACCACACACUGCCCUGACACGCACGUCCAUUUGGGAUCGAUUGCUCACCCCCAACCUUUAACCCCUGUAGCCCCAACACUCCUCCUCUGAGCUGUGAGUGGUAGGCGCUCCCCACAGCCGGUCCACGGUGAGGUCGAGCAGUGGUGAGUCGCAUGUGUUUGGUGUGGGUGUGUGUGCCUCUGUGUGUCUUUGUCUCUUUGUGGCUAUGUGUGUCUGUGUGUGUGUGCGUGUAUGUAAUUGUGUGUCUUUGGGAAGCGGUAGUGUAGCGGUUAGCGCGCUGCACUAUGAACCCGGCGACCCAGGUUCGAUUCCCGCUCACGGCCAACACCAGUGGCGAUUAUCUGAACUGGUUCUGGACCUCCCCUAGGUCGACUCGGCCUCAAAUGAAUACCUGGUGCGGUGUGUAAACAUCGUCACUGGGGAGACAAAGGCGGUCGGGCGUGGUGCUGGCCACCCACCCCCUCGUGUAUCGUUCCGGCCUUCAUAGGUGCUCGCUAACAGCACUUGCCCCCUACAGUCUGUUAAGGCUAUACGGGGGAUCUUUGUCUUUGAAUGCAUGUCUGUGUGUACCUGAGUGGGUCCGUGUGUCUGUGUGCACGUUUGUGUACGCGAGUAUUCUAUACAUGUGUGUUUCAAUAUAUCUGUGUGUGUGUGUAUCGCUGUGUUGUGUCUCUCUCUCUCUCUCUGUCUCUGCUUGGACAGUCCCACACAUUUCGCGAUGAGACGCGUUCAUUUUAACUCCAUGAUGCACCUUACGUCGCCACCGUUGCCCACUGUAGACUAUUGAGGCCCCCCGGUGAAGUCGGUCGUCAACACUGUACAGGCUCCUGUGACAAAGUCCCAGCACAACAUCAACACCAUAACAACACAGCAAUAACCCGGAGCAGAUCCCGGUUCAAACCAAAAUGUUACCACCGAAACACAGGUGCCAAUAUCCAGACUGUUCCGGGUCAAAGCUGGACAGGUGGCUCCCCUGGGGGCACACCCUCUGGGCCACCUUGGAGGCCACCAUCCUGGUUACUCCCUUGAUUACCCCUUACACAGUCGGAUGGUCUCACAUCUCCCCCUGCUGCUUUGAAGCUUUGGUUCAUCACCCCCCUGCGACGUUUGCCGUGGUAUUUAUUGAAUCUGGCCGCCACUCGAUUUGGCGGGGUGGCCUCUGCGUCCAAUCAGUUCUGUCGUCCAGCCAGCUGGCCACCCAUCGUGGUGAACCUUGUAUAGAAAUGGUCGUUACGAACCUCGACCUGUGAUCCGGCACUUUGGGAAGGGUAGGGGUUGAUGGUUGGUGGAUAACACAGAUUUGUGGAACUCCCAAACAUCUCUCUCUGUGCUGCUGCUGCUACUACAGGGGAUGGCAGUGCAGCAAGCUGAACUCGUCUGUGUGGCAGAGCAGUUGAGUGUUGCAGCCCGGUGCUGGCUUCUCUCCGGGUUCUCCCGUUUUUCUCCCACGUAAAGAGAGCACAACUCUCAAUUACUGGCAAGUGAAGGGGAUUGGCCAAACGUCCCGACGUGGCAGCACCCCUCUUGAAAAGCAGUCUUGAGAUUCGGCGAGUCUUUCCAGGGUAACUUGAUGUUGUUAAUACUGUAUUUGUCUGAGCCCGAGGGAUAGCGAUGCAAUGUACUGUUGUGUGAUGAGGGUGUUGUUGAUGAUGAUGACGACGCAGUGUGGCGCUGUGUGAUGGCUAGAGGGGUGUGAUUGGAUGGCAAUCGUUAUGAGAUGAUUGAUUCAUCCAAUUAGCUGGGCGAUGAUGAUGGCGAUUGAUAAGGGAUGACGAUGAAAUGAGGCGGCUGAUGAUGGUCAUGAUGUGAAGUCCUGUCUCCGAGUGCCCCCCGUGUGUCACUUUAAGUCACUCUGUGUUGCCGUGUGUCACCGUGUGUCACCACGUGCCACUGUGUGUACCCAUGUAAACACUUCCUCGGCAUGUGUUGGCGACGUCGCUUCUGUGUGUGUCUACUUGAAAGUCGUCCGCGUGGUAAUGAUGACUAUGACGAUAGAUGAUGAUGAUGCUGACCAUGAUGACUGAUGACAGUGAUAGUGGUGACGAGUUGCCACCUUUUACACAUCAUCAACACUUGUGCAGUCUCCCACACUUAAAUUCAAUGCCACCAGAUCUUGGUACCAAAGCAAUUCCAGUCACAGGAACACAGAUGCCCAGACAGGUGCCAACCCCGGUGGUCCUAGUGAAGGUGAUUUUUUGUUUUUAUUUUCGAGCCGCCCUUCCAUAUGCCGGUAGUGGCGUAUCAGACCGCUUUACGUCACAUCUUGGCAUAUUUGAAAGUGGCACCCCCCCCCCCCCCCCCCCAGUGGCAGCUGUCCCCUGUGUGGCAUGAGAUGACGCGGACCCUGGCCUGCAAGCGGGCGUCAGGCUGUCAGUAGGGCGGUGAUGAAUGCUGAUGCUGCGUGGAAUCCCAAUUGAGUAACGAUUGCUGUGACGAUGUUCACGAUGUGUGACAGGAGAACUGAUAAUACUGAUGACGACGAUGAUAGUGAUGACGAUGAUCGUGAUGACAAUGGCGGUGAUGACAAUGCUGAUCAUAGCAAUGCUGAUAACGGUGACGGCGACGAUGACAAUGCUGAUGAUAUUGAAGACGGAGCCGAAGACCAUGCGGAUGACCCAGGCUGUGCGCAAUCACAAGCUUUUAUUUAUUGUGCGUUUUGUGUAGAGUAGCGCGCGGCGUGCCCCGCCGGGCUGUGUGCUCACCGUGCUUCGGGGGUGUAACGAAUCCACAGAUCAAUCACCGGGUUCUCUCUCCACGCUGUUAGAACAAAUUCGAUAGCUUCACUCGAGACCCCUUGCGGCAGCCACGAGCGGAGCGCUAAAUAUUUUCCCCCCAAAAUAUGAUAAAUCGUCUAAUUGCAUCGUUACACCCCUCAAACGAUUACAGAGCGGCGUUUCUGCGUUCGUCAAUCGCGACAAUGUCGCGUGCGGUGGGAUAACGUGUGGGGUGCGCUCACCUCUUCUUCCGAGACGGUACAGGUCAACGUGGAAGAGUAGACCAAAAAUAUCGGCCAGAGCCAAUCGGCGGUGGGCUUCGAGCCGCCGCAUCGCUUGAGGAUGUGACGACCGCUCUGUCGUGGCUCUGUAAAAUGGCUCCACGUGUCUGUGGUUGUGAAUAAAGAAGCGCCGUGUCCCCACCAUUCUGCGCCUGCGCCGCGUCCAAUGUCUACACUGCCAAAGAGGCAUCAUGGUCGGUCUAUCAUCUGGCAGUCGGUAGGACAUUGCUCGUGAUGAUGGUAAACGCCUGGAGAGGCGCACGCUUGGAGUUGCAC
This is a messenger RNA of Lethenteron reissneri (Far Eastern brook lamprey), 6590 nucleotides long. RefSeq names its product hexokinase-1-like. NCBI's taxonomy places the organism in Eukaryota, Metazoa, Chordata, Hyperoartia, Petromyzontiformes, Petromyzontidae. The record is from RefSeq and is a predicted model, not a curated record. Gene Ontology annotation, biological process: glycolytic process; glucose 6-phosphate metabolic process; intracellular glucose homeostasis. Gene Ontology annotation, molecular function: fructokinase activity; glucokinase activity; D-glucose binding. Gene Ontology annotation, cellular component: mitochondrion; cytosol.